AUGGAUACACUUCAAGCAACAUACAAAGACGAAGAAGAUGAAGACGAAGACCUUCCACUCGCCACCACAACCGCACCCACCGCCGACCAACCCGCUGCCUACGUUGCCACCGAUAUGGAAUCAACAUACGCACCUCUCGUCACUGCCAGCACCCCUUCUGACACCCUCACCGAACCCCAAAACGAUGGAAAAUCGGAGCUCGAUCCCUCCGAUGAUCUCUCCUCCGACGAAGCUGCAUCAAACGGCUUGAAUUCCCCAAAACAGAGUAGAGGAGACGCUGAUGAAGAUGAAGAAGAACCGCCUCCGAAGAAGCAGAAGCAACUGUCUUCUCUCGUCAAGGAAGAAGAAUCGGUGUCAUUGCCGGAGGAAAACAACGGGACGGGAAAUGCUGCUGCGUCAACUGCAACGACAUCGACGCCGGCAAACGGAACUGUGAAGAAAUCGAAGAAAAAGAACAACAAUGUGUGGGCAACGAAAUCAACAAGGAAAGGGAAAAAGAAAAGCAAAAACAACAAUAAUAACAACAACCAUCAAACAAAUGGUGGAGAAGACAGCGUUCUGGUAACGCCGGUACCAAGGUUCCCGGAUAAAACGGACGAUACACCGGAUAUGAAGAUAUGUUUAUCAAAGAUAUACAAAGCGGAAAAAGUAGAGUUGAGUGAGGAUAGGUUGAGUGCAGGGAGCACAAAGGGUUAUAGAAUGGUUAGGGCAACAAGAGGGGUAACUGAAGGAGCUUGGUACUUUGAGAUAAAGGUUGUGAGGUUAGGGAAGACUGGACACACACGUUUAGGAUGGGCUAUGGAGAAGGGUGAUUUGCAGGCACCUGUUGGGUAUGAUGGGAAUAGUUUUGGGUAUAGGGAUAUUGAUGGUAGUAAGAUUCAUAAGGCUUUGAGGGAAAAGUAUGGUGAUGAAGGUUAUGGAGAAGGUGAUGUUAUUGGGUUCUAUAUUAAUUUGCCCGAUGGAGAUAAGUAUGCCCCGAAAAACAAGCAGUUGGUUUGGUAUAAAGGACAAAGGUAUGCAUUUGCUCAAGAUGCUAAGGAAGAUCCACCCAAAGUUGUGCCUGGAAGUGAAAUGUCUUUCUUUAAAAAUGGUGUAUGCCAAGGUGUUGCUUUCAAGGACCUCUAUGGUGGUCGUUACUUUCCUGCUGCUUCAAUGUAUACUUUGCCAAAUGAACCAAACUGCACAGUAAAGUUCAACUUUGGUCCUGACUUUGAAUUUUUUCCUGAAGAUUUCAAUGAACGGCCAAUUCCCAAGCCAAUGAUUGAAGUUCCUCAUCAUGGUUUUGACAAUCAAGUUGAAAAUGAGAAGAAAUCAAAUGGGGAGUCAGAUGAGAAGAAAUCAAAUGGAGAGUCAGACGCGAAGAAAUCCAAUGGAGAAUCAGAAGAAAAUAAAUCAAACGAAGGAUCGGAUGAGAAGAAAUCAAAUGGAGAGUCGGCCGAGAAGAAAUCAAAUGGAGAGUCGGCCGAGAAGAAAUCUAAUGAAGAGUUGGCCGAGAAGAAAUCAAAUGGAGAAGAAAUCAAAUGA
Messenger RNA from Vicia faba (fava bean), 1524 nucleotides. The record is from the annotation of a GenBank genome assembly. Lineage: Eukaryota; Viridiplantae; Streptophyta; Magnoliopsida; Fabales; Fabaceae.